AUGCUGAAAUGGGGCGGAGACUAUUCGCUUCCUCGGCUGCGCGCGAAACUUGCCACCACCGGAGCCGGCACCGAGCAUGCGGAACCAGAUUAUGCAGAAGUGUAUCGCCCCGACUUGGGACAAAGCACAAUCUUGCGCAAGGAAUCGCCUGAAUUUUUCGCAGCUGUUGCCGAGAAUGGUGGCUUUGAGGCUUUCGCCCGCAGCAGCGGAUACCGUGGCUUGAACAAGGGCUUGUCUAGAUCGUCCCUGUGGAAGACCGGAAGCACGACAGCUCCGAAGUCCAGCCAGACUUUCGGGCAGACGACCAUGAGCCAGACGACGCAGAUGGGGCUGAAUCAGACGAUGUUGCGAACUCGGUCCGUGCCCACCCUGGGCUCCCGCACCGUGGAAAGGGCACCUGCCCAUUCACAACCGUUUCCCCCAACCUGGCAUGUGAGCUCCACGUCAAGCUUGCCUGGCAUUGUAGCUGCCAAGCAAGCCCUGACGACUGCUGGGCCACCGGUGGAUGACCCCAAAGAGAAGCAGGCAGAAGUAGCAAGCAAGAAGUUGUGGACCGCCAUCCACGGUAGCGAGUACCUGGUCCAGGAAGAAGUCGCCGCGCUUCAGAAAGAAGGGCAGCCGAACAAUCAGGCCUUCCUGGCCAAGCUGAACAAGUCCGACUCCAGAUUCCCGGGCAUCAAGAAGGCGUUGAAAGCUGGUGCCAAAGUCGACUGGCGCAACCCAGAGUGGGAUGGAGCCACGCUGCUGAUCCGCGCUGCCCGAACCGGAUCGCUGGAGCUGGCAAUGUUUUGCCUGUCCCAGUCGGCCAGCAUCCAGGAGAGGGACAACUCCGGCAGGGGAGUGCUGCACUGGGCGGCCUUGUCUGGAAACAACUGCCUCAUGCAGUACCUCCUCACUGAGUACUCGCUGGAUGUGUCAUCGCCAGAUGGCUUGGCUCUCAAGCCUCUCAUGUUGCAAGAGCUGGCUGGUGGCACGCCGGGUCUGACCCUUGCAAUGUCGGAGCCGAAGGGGAAGGGACUCUCCAAGGGGCCGCGCGGCCCGAAGGGAAAGGGCAAGGCCCCCGGGCCGCCGCCACGCCCGCCCAGCCGCCCCCCGGGAAAAGCUCCGGAUGGCCCGAAGCUCCGGCCUUUGUUUUGGCAGACGGUUGGACAAGUGCCGACAGAGAGCGUUUGGAGCAGCCUGGGGCCACCUGUGCCCUUUGACACUUCCCUGCUGGAGAGGCGCUUUGCGAUGGCAGAGGCGCGUGCUCCCCGCAAGGCCGUGGAUGCCACCGGGGACGAGCCCAAGAAGAAGCUGAGAGUGCUGGACGAUCGCACGUCCCAGUUGCUUGCGAUCUCCUUCAACAAGCUCCCGCCUGCAGAACAGUUGGCACAGGUGGUGGACACCCUGGAAACUUUCCCAGAUGGCUUGGCACCAGAAGCGGUCAUGGCUCUGAAUUCUGCCACUGUUGAGCAAAAGGAUGCUGUCGAGCAGCUGAAGUCGCUUGAUGUGCGUGAAGCAGACCUGAUGCAACUAGAUGUGCCUGAAAGAUACUUGUGGGUCAUGGCCAACAAUUCAGUGUGCGCUGCCAAAAUCGCGAGCGGGGCCCUCAUUGUGGGCUUGGCUCCGGAACUGCCUGAGUUGUCGCUGGCAUGCCAGCGAGUGCGGGACGGGUGCCGGAGGUUGCAAAGCUCGAUCUUGGUGAAAAGAUUCAUCAGCACCUGCUUGGCAGUUGGGAAUGUGAUGAACAGAGGCACUGCUCGGGGCAGUGCUCGUGCCAUAGUGCUCCCAGAAGGAUUGCUGAAAUUGGACGAGCUGCGGGGCAGUGGGGAGACUGAGGGUGUGUCCGGACUGUCUCUCCUCGACUUCGUGUCUGAGGCCAUUCUAGUGGAAGCAUCCUGCACUUCGGGCAAGGGCGUGCAGGCACAACUGCGUGCCGAGGCGGACGAGUUGCGCGAGGGCAUGCGCGCAGCGCAGGGAGUUUGCCUGCACGACGCUGACACGAGCUGCCAACGGAUUUGCCGCGCAGCAUCGCACGCGCAAUCCGGUCUCAGUCAGCACUUGGCCAAUUUGUCCGUUGCCCGACUCGCAGCGACAGUCCAAAGUAUAUGCAAAGAGUCUGAGAAAUGCUCCGCUCAGGUGGCUGAGGCAAAGGCCCAGCUCAAGAAGUCCAUGGAAUGGGCCAGUGCAAAGCCGAACACAAGCUCAUCCGACUGGCUCGGCAGCUGGGUUCAAUUUCUUGAGCAGCUUGCGGGCGCAAUCGACCGAGUCAAGCUCCCAGAGCUGCCCAUGCGACCAGUUCAAGCUGACUGCAAUGGUGCGGCUUCUGGCAGGAGCGUCUUCCAAGACGUCAGCAAUACGCCACAGAUGUCGCAUGAGGUCGUGAGGCUUCUGGUCCACGCCGGUGCCAAGGAGACGGCGAAUGCCAAUGGCUUCACGCCGCUGCAGUUGGCCGAGGCUGGCAGCUCUCGGCUGAUCUGCAGUGAGUGGCCCAUUUGCGGCGACGUGAGGACCGUCUGGGACAUAUCCUUCGGUACCUUAAGGAAUCCAGAUUGCGGUGGCUGCGAGGGCUUUCUGCGGCAUGUGGGCUGUCCGGCCGCCUCGGCCCAGAUCUUCAGAUGCGUGCGAUGCAACUGCUUCUCCAAGGACCACCUCCCUGUGGAGGGGCCUCAGGCAGAGGACCCGCUGCAGCGCCUGCCAGGUGGGGGGUUUCGCGACUCGCGCGGCUACGGUGCCGCGCCGGCUGGCCAAAGUCGCCAGCAGGCAGCGGGCUGGCCUGGCAUUGGGGAAAUGGUCUGGGUGCCACAGCAGGCAUCAGUCCAGAAGCGUGCUGGCAUUGUGGUCCAGACAGAGGCGUCUGAGACGAGCGCAUUUUGCACAGUGGAGCUUCUUGCUGCCCAUGGCGUCGCUGAGGCUGACAGGAGACAAGUGGUGGCAACGGAGUGCUUGACGGAGUGGGCGCCUGCAUGGUCACCCCCCAGAGUUCAAGGUGAUUUCGACAAGGAGGCACACUUCAAGAACUUGGUGUUCCAGCUGUGA
This is a messenger RNA of Effrenium voratum, 3018 nucleotides long. Lineage: Eukaryota; Dinophyceae; Suessiales; Symbiodiniaceae. The record is from the annotation of a GenBank genome assembly.